This is a messenger RNA of Microcebus murinus (gray mouse lemur), 1602 nucleotides long. The record is from RefSeq and is a predicted model, not a curated record. NCBI's taxonomy places the organism in Eukaryota, Metazoa, Chordata, Mammalia, Primates, Cheirogaleidae.
GAUCACUGCAACAGCUUCUUGCAGUGGAGGAGAGAGUUUGGGCUCAACUCCAACUCCAAGUACAGCAUGGAUCAGCAAACAGCAUGUACUCGCCCAUCCCCCAGAGUGGCUCUCCAUUCCCAGGCUCAGUGCAGGACCCCGGCCUCCACGUGUGGCGGGUGGAGAAGCUGAAGCCAGUGCCGGUGGCACCAGAGAACCAGGGCGUGUUCUUCUCGGGGGACUCCUACCUAGUGCUGCACAAUGGCCCGGAAGAGCUCUCCCAUCUGCACCUGUGGAUAGGCCAGCAGUCGUCCCGGGAUGAGCAGGGCGCCUGCGCUGUGCUGGCCGUGCACCUCAACACCCUGCUUGGGGAGCGGCCUGUGCAGCACCGCGAGGUGCAGGGCAACGAGUCCGACCUCUUCAUGAGCUACUUCCCCCGUGGCCUCAAGUACCAGGAAGGCGGUGUGGAGUCAGCCUUUCACAAGACGUCCCCAGGCACCCCAGCGGCUAUCAAGAAACUCUACCAGGUGAAGGGGAAGAAGAACAUCCGUGCCACCGAGCGGGCGCUGAGCUGGGACAGCUUCAACACUGGGGACUGCUUCAUCUUGGACCUGGGCCAGAACAUCUUUACCUGGUGUGGUGGGAAGUCCAACAUCCUGGAGCGCAAUAAGGCGAGGGACCUGGCGCUGGCCAUACGGGACAGUGAGCGACACGGCAAGGCCCAGGUGGAGAUCGUCACUGAUGGAGAGGAGCCGGCCGAGAUGAUCCAGGUCCUGGGCCCCAAGCCUGCUCUGAAGGAGGGCAACCCUGAGGAAGACCUCACGGCUGACCAGACAAAUGCCCAGGCCGCGGCUCUGUAUAAGGUCUCUGAUGCCACUGGACAGAUGAACCUCACCAAGGUGGCUGACUCCAGCCCCUUUGCCCUCGAGCUGCUGAUACCUGAUGACUGUUUCGUGCUGGACAACGGGCUCUGUGGCAAGAUCUACAUCUGGAAGGGGCGAAAAGCUAACGAGAAGGAGCGGCAGGCAGCCCUCCAGGUGGCCGAGGGCUUCAUCUCCCGCAUGCGGUACGCCCCACACACUCAGGUGGAGAUUCUGCCCCAGGGCCGUGAGAGUCCCAUCUUCAAGCAAUUCUUCAAGGACUGGAAAUAAGGGUGGGCAUCUCUCUGCCCGCUACUCCCCUGCCCUCAUCUUCUGCUUUUUCCUCCUCUGGCUGCCUGGGCAGUGCUGAGUGCUCCCUGCAGAUGUUCAAUAAAGGAGAUGAGUGCGAGUGCUUUGCCCUGCCCUUGCCUGCACCACCCUUCCUGAGCUGAUUCUCACUUUCUCACCUAUUCACCUGGGUUCAUCCCCGUGCUGGGGGCCGAGUGGGACACAGAUGACAAUUCUGGAGUCUCCAGGAGCCGAGCUGCUUUGCAUGACUGAGGAGUCCCAGAGGGGCUGGCAGGUACUGCUGUGAAUCCAAUAGGGAGGUGGCGCAGCGCCAGGCCUGGAUCGCUUUCUGCUGGGCUCAGUUCGGGCUCACCUUCCCAGCUGGGGAAGGCUGUGGAAGGGCUUGGGAUUCGGCUCCACUCAAGCCAGUGUUUCCUCAGAUGCCCUAAUAAACCACUGCGAGGCAGCAGCUUCA